GGUCGUGCAGUCCGGCUCUGUUUUGAAUGUAGCUGCUUGUUGAGGUGCUGUGCAGUUGUCUGGGUUUAUGGAUUCGCUGACUGUGGAAAAUGUACUUCUCUAUAGUGGUCCUUGUCCUGACUAAGGCUCUGGUCACAGAUGUAUGUCACGCUCUCAAUGUGACACUGACCCCUGGACCUGUUGUCAUGGUAACAGAGAAAGACAACGUGACCCUGUCCUGCCUGGUAUCUCAGAGGAAGAGGAGCAGCAGCGUUCUCAUCCUUCGCUGGUUCUUCUCACCUCUUGCUGCUCCCACUCUCCUGCCUCCUCCAUCCUCUCCAUCCCCAUCUCCCCCUGCCCUGGACCCCUCUCAAUUUCUGAUCGUGAAGAUGGGCAUAAAGAAAAUGAAGCUGUACGGCAACUACACCCGUCGUUUCCCCCAGCCAAAGUUUCGCUUGUACGAGGAGGCGGAGGGGGAGCUGUACCGAUUGCGGAUUUUCAGUGUGGCAGGGGCGGAUCAAGGGUUCUACACCUGCAAAGUUCAGGAGAUCCGCAAAUACAGAAACACGUGGAGAUCAUCGUCCAAUGGUACCAGCACCACACAGCUGACAGUGCACUUUACUCUGGAGGACAGCAGCAGUGAAGGACUGUGGCGUUUAUUUGCAGAUGUGUAUCUGUAUGCUGUGCUGAUCUGCUCACUGGGCCUGUUGUCCAUCUUCCUGUUCACUCUGGUUCUCACGUGCCAGUACUUUCACAGACGACACCGACUCAAAGCCAGUUAUCUCCUGGUCAAGUGUCCAGAAAGCAGCUCAGGAGAGACUGUAACCAGCUCCAGCAGUUCCUCCAGUUCCUCUCCAAGAGCGCAGAGGAAAGACACCAGACAGAAAACUGACAGAAGAGUUGCAGUAACGCCACCCAAACUACCUGUAGAGCCUCCACCGCACAUACCAGCCAAAGUGCCUGUUCCUGCAAAGAGACCCCAAAAGCCCAGAAGGUUAAAGACUCAGCCGAGGAGAUCUGCUGCUCCUCGAGUAUCACAGGAGGACAGUCUGACAUAUGCAGAACUGGAACUGGUGAGACCGAGGCCGGAGCCCCAGGCCUACUCCACCACCCCGGACCCAGCACCCUCAAGCCCGGACACUGUGUAUGCUCAGAUCCUCUUCCAGGAGAGGCAGCUGUAAACACAGCAGCUUGGUACCUCCUCCAGUGAAGGCAGAGAUCCAGCUCUGACUGAGUGGUAUCAAAAAGGACUAUAGCCUAUUUAUGAACUAUCAAUAUGGCAAUUAGCUUUUGUUUUUUGGCUGCAAGUUCGCUACAGCUGCUGGUAAAUGAGGCUUUUGUGUUUCCUCACGGCAGUUUUUUUGGGUCUUAUAAUUCAGUUGUUUUGUUUCUUGGCAUCGUUGGCCUGUGAGCCAGAUGUUUAUAAGAAUGUUGUUACUGGUAACUAUUCUGUAUAAACUCAGGAGACCGUGUGGAGGUGUGUGUUGUCCAUGCUCUAACUGCAGCAUCAUGUUGCCACUGCAACACUCGGCUUUUUAAAUGCAUUAUAGCUCUAAUGAACAAAAAUGAAUAAACGUAUGCCUGGGUCUGA
Molecule: messenger RNA, 1570 nt
Organism: Paralichthys olivaceus (Japanese flounder)
Lineage: Eukaryota; Metazoa; Chordata; Actinopteri; Pleuronectiformes; Paralichthyidae
Gene: vstm4a
Product: V-set and transmembrane domain containing 4a
Cellular component (GO): membrane
Source: RefSeq, a predicted model, not a curated record